This is a messenger RNA of Linum trigynum, 3750 nucleotides long. NCBI's taxonomy places the organism in Eukaryota, Viridiplantae, Streptophyta, Magnoliopsida, Malpighiales, Linaceae. The record is from the annotation of a GenBank genome assembly.
UUGGACUCUUCUGCUACUAAGCCAUCUACAGCUCCGAGUUGGGUUUGGGCCGGGUCCAUAAGAGUUCCACAAUUAUGUGGAGGCUGCGCCCCAAAUUGGUUGAACCUUAAUUUGCAUGAGUUUAGCUAAACAAAUAAUCGAUUAAAAAAAAUAAUUACGGUUAAGAACUCCCCAACAUCCCACGCUAACCCAUGAAAAGCAUAUCAAUUGUGUGACUAAUUACACACACGGCACAUAGUAACAUUUUGUUGUCCCCUACUCACCCGAAAAUGCCAUUUGUGCCCGUCUAACGAACCAAAACAGUUUUUUUUUUUAUAUUUAAAAUCAGUGCAUUACAUAACAUACGAGUUGGAUACUAGUAAUAAAUUUCAUAUAAUUUAUUUGUACGCUUCUUUUGAACGAUACCAACUUAUGAGAAACAACUUUAUGAACAGAGCAUAUCUUGUAUCAUAGAAAUUAAAAGAUGGGAGCAAAUAUAGUUUCAUACCACAUUAAGAACCUGUACAUCUUUCAUACUACAUUAAUUACCAGUAAUACGUCUUAUUAGCUCAUUAUUAAAAAAAGUCGCUCGUUUUUCUCUCUUCCUUUUGCUAGAAUGGCACGACGGCGGCGGUUGAUGCUUCUUGUUGCCGCUGCCAGCCUCCGACGACGACAAGAGACAGUGGGGAAAGAAUUCGUCACAAAAUCACCAACCUACAGCUUUUGUUUUGUAUUUCUUCUAUAAGAAGAAGAAUUGCCUUCUUGCUAUUGACAAUGGCGCCCACAAGUUCGAGGUCUUCAUUUUUAGUGUCAUUAAGUGAACAGUAAUUACGAGAUUGCUUCAAACCAUAAACACAAUGAUCCAACAUAAUACUCAAUAGCACUAAACUAAAAAUAACCUUAACUAAGCCAAGUGACCUAUAGGCUAUAACAAAUAGAAAAGACAAUAUGCAGGUUUUACAUACUCAAAAUGUUAAAUAAACUCGCAAUGUGAUCAAAAUUGUAUAAUAUCCAACUUAUAUAGUUUCAUAAGUCGUAUUCAUCCUUUUCCGAUUAAAAACAGUCGAGAACCACAACUCAUACGUUUAAGAUUACUUCGCUUCUGUAGCCAAACCGUUGUUCUUAGAAUGAUGUAUUAUGAGAAUCAAACCACGAAAACACAUCAUACCAACCUUAUGACGUUAUAUACGCCCUUAAUGAUUCCAUCACGAAAUAUAUUGAAUCUUAUGUUGUUUUUAUUUGGAAGACGCUGUGGACCGUAAGAAUUUUUGCUGUCUAAGAUUCACAUAUUCACCAUCAAAAUAAGGUAUUGUUUCCAAAACAACAAUCUCCAACCCAAAAACAAUGAAACUAAGGUCCCUUUCCAAACUAAACCAACCUCAAAACCACCUUCUUCUCCACCACCUCUCUAUAUUAACUCUCAUCCUUUUCCUCACACCAUUAAACCCUCCUUCCAUGAAAACUAGACGCGUUUGAGCAACACUCGAAGAAGCAAAUUCUGUCACUAGUAAAGAGUCUUUCCUCCUGUUUAGCUCAGUGUAUUUGCAGAAAUACAAGUGGUUAACACUAAUUACAAAUCUUGUGGCCUUCAACUUAACCUACUAGACAUCAGAGCACAAUGGCUACACCAAAACCCAAAAUUCCUCUGUUUUUCAUCUUUCUUCUAACCCAAGCAACCUCCCCUGUUUUUUGUUCUUCUUCUUCCCCUGCAUCGUCCAAAUGCUCAACCCACACAUUCCCCCAAAACAGAGCCUUCCCAUCAUGCGUCGACCUCCCAUACCUCGACUCCUACCUUCACUGGGACUACGAACCAUCCACAGGAAUCCUCCGAAUCGCCUACCGCCACGCCGCAAUCACAUCCCCUGCAUCCACAUGGGUCGCCUGGGCCAUCAACCCUUCCGCCCCUGCCAUGAUCGGCUCCCAAGCUCUCGUCGCCUACCACCGCGACGGCCAGCUCACCGCCUACACUUCCCCUGUCUACGACUACUCCACGUCGCUGAUCGAGGCCAAGCUCAGCGUCGAUGUCAGGGACGUUACGGCGGAGUAUUCAACCGAUGACCGAGAGAUCGCCAUCUUUGCCUACAUUCGGCUGAAGGAGAACACGACGACUCUGAAUCACGUUUGGCAGGACGGGCCGAUGGAUGGGGGUAAGCCCAUUCAGCACUCGACGAGUGGGGGUAAUUUGAAAUCGGCGGGGACUCUGAAUCUUUUGUCCGGACAAUCUGCGGGCGGCGGCGGCGGCGGCGGCGGCGAUGAUCGGAUCAAGAAGAGAAAUGUGGGUACUAGAAAUGCUGCUGGGCUCUGUUUUUUCGGUUAUGGGUUCUUGCUGGUGUUUUCAUUUCUUGUUGGGACUUCUUGAUGGUGUUUGAUGGGAAAGUAUAUGUAUUGCUUAAGGAAGGGUUAAGGUAGUCUAAUAAGGGGAAAUGAGAAAGCUAACAUCUUUGAAGUAAAUAGAUAUGAAAUUUAUAAGUGGUAGUGAAAGCUGGGUUAAUUGCAUGGUUGGUCACUGAGAUUACAAAAAACGUUUAAGUUUGGUUACUCGAAAUAUUUAAAUCCAUUGAUAAUACUUUAGUUUACUGAAACCGUUCACUUUUGGUCACUCUCCGUCCAACUCCGUUAACUUUGGCUGAUGUGGCAGUCAACUCUCAAAGUUGACCGUUAACUUAGUAACGUGAAAACUAAAAAAUUAUUAGAAAAUAAAAUAAUUUUUUUUUUAUAUUUUCCACCUCAUUAUUACAUUCAUUAAAAAAUAAAAAAAACCUAAUUUUUUUUUCUACAAACCCCCAUACCCUACCCAACCCAACCUCCACCGUCGUCGCGGAAUCCGACUAUCGAAGUAACACUCUCCACCACCAUGUAAUGAACCCAAUAUCUAGGAGGAGGUAGUUGUAAGUAGUAGAAUAAGGAAGAUCACUUUAGAUAAUUGUACAAGGCUAUAAAAGCUCUAUCUGGUUGUACUGGAGACAUGAAGAAAUAACAGAAUUCCAAUUCCCUAUUCUCUUCUUCUGCUCUCUCGUUCUAUCCUUCUUCUUCCCCAAGCUUCUGCUUCUGUUCUUCCUUCCCCUCUCAAUUUCUCUUCCCCUCAUUCUUGUCUCUAUCACACUGUUUGCCAAUUAAUUCGUCGGGACAGAUCCAGGAUCAUCACACACUACCACCCGACUCCGACAAUCCGACUCCUGCCCCACCACCACUCGACUUACUACUCCGUGAUCGGUUGCCGUAGCUUUCGUGCCGCUCAAUUGAUGUGUAUCAGCUCACCAGCAACAUCCCAUCAACCAUUCUUUUGAAUAUUGACUAGUUUGGUUUACUCCAAUUUCUCAUGUCAUUUGAUACCUCCACAAUAUUGAACUUAUAAGUUAUAUCUGCACAAGUCAUGCAUGUUCUGUUCAAAUAGCAACAUAAUAUUUUCAUGAGCCAUGAUCAACAAUGGGUUGUUUUCGCUAGUGCUAGUUCCUCCUUCGUCUUGGAUGACUUUCCACCUCAAACUGUGUUUUUUUUACUAGAUAUGACUGCUCGUUUGCGCUUCGAGUAAAAUAUAACAUUGUAAAUAUGUCAUUAUGAUAAAAUAAGUAAAUUGUAACUUAUAUGACAUAACUCAAAAAAUGGCAAUAAAAAUCACUAAAAUGUUGUGGGAGAGGUAUAUAUUAAUUUGCACUCACUGGCCACUGGAUUAUGAAUUUGCGGACAGUGAUCUACAUAUUUGGAACCCAACAACUGUAAAUUAAAGAAUUUAUGAUGUUUUUGCGUUCGAAAUGAAAAAUAACAAAGACA